GUUUAAAAAUAAUCACAUCAAUAAUAAAAUAAUCUAUUAUUUAUGACAAAUUACCCACUUAUAUAGGUAGUUAGCUGGUAACGAUGACUUGUACUUUACAACUUUACAUCAUUGUGUAAAUUAAAAACUCUAAAAGCAAAAAGUGAUAAAUAAUAAUAAUCUAUGAGAUAGACAUCUUGUCUGCAACAACAUAACCUGCAUUAAAAAAUAUUUGGGACGUAUUCGAUAACCAUGGCAUCAAAAUUCCUGCCAGAUUUGACAUCUAAAUUGUCUUUAAAUGACAGUGUGUCCAUCCGAAGCUUCUGCAGCUAUUUGGGCAAAGAAAACUUCGUAUUUCGACAACUGUUCGAUUCGGUUAGCAGUACGUACACGUAUUUGUUGGGCGAUGCCGGUACGAAGGAGUGCAUUCUUAUCGACCCUGUUCUCGAGCAGGUCCAGCGGGAUUUUCAACUUGUGCAGGACUUGAAUUUAAAGCUGAAAUAUGCAGUGAACACACAUAUGCAUGCAGACCACAUAACCGGAACUGGAAAAUUAAAAAACCUCUCUGGAUGCAAAUCGGUGAUUUCGAAGUGCAGUGGCGCACAGGCUGACGUUUUCGUUACCGAUGGCGACGAAAUCGAAUUCGGAAACUACAAGUUGAAUGUACUGAGCACCCCUGGACACACCAACGGCUGCUGUUCCUUCUAUCUUAAGGAUUUGGGAAUCGCUUUUACAGGUGACGCCCUACUGAUCCGCGGUUGCGGAAGGACCGACUUCCAGGAAGGCGAUCCGGAAACGCUUUACCAGAGCGUUCACUGCAAGAUUUUCCGGUUGCCGGCCGAGACGCUUUUGUACCCGGCGCACGACUACAAGGGUUGCACUGUCACCACGGUGGACGAGGAGAUGAGACUCAACCCGCGCUUGACCAAGAGCCAAGACGAGUUCGUCGAUCUUAUGAAGAAUUUGAAUUUGAGCUAUCCUAAGCAAAUAGACAAAGCCCUCCCAGCGAACAAAGUAUGUGGUCUGUACAACUUGCCUGAAGAAAGUAAAUAAAAUUAAAAUGAAGUAUAAUAUAUGUAGUAGCUAUAACGUAUUAUUACACAUAAAACUAAUAAACCAUGUUAUUAAAAUUA
Molecule: messenger RNA, 1112 nt
Organism: Brassicogethes aeneus
Lineage: Eukaryota; Metazoa; Arthropoda; Insecta; Coleoptera; Nitidulidae
Source: the annotation of a GenBank genome assembly